CUCCUCUAAGAGCUUUUGGAUAAUGUUUGGCCCUGGGCAGUUGGUCUCCACUCUUCUACCUGCGGUCUUCCACUCCUCCGCAGCUCACUUCUUCCCUGCGUUCCCCACCAGACUGGGCUCCCCUCCACAGAUCCUGAUCCCUGGGUCCCUGAUCAGCUAUGAGUCCCUGCGGAGUUACUUGCAACCAGAGCCCUGCAAAGAGGCUCUGUUCCUGGCCACACAGGCAGCUGGGAUGGGGCAGUUCACGGCCAGCAUGGAUGAACAGAGGCCAGUGAAGCAGCGUCGUGCUCGGGCCAACUACAGCAGCUGGCAGCUGGAGGAGCUAGAGAAGACCUUUGAGAACACCCACUACCCUGACGUCUUCAUGAGGGAAGCCCUGGCCCUCAGACUGGACCUCAUCGAGGCCAGAGUGCAGGUGUGGUUUCAGAACCGCCGGGCUAAGAUGCGGAGGCAGCUGAAGUUGCAGGGCCAGCUUGGAGAGCCAUUUCCCAGGAAGAACAAUGCUGAGGACACAACAGACAAACCCAACAAGAGCUUAUCGGAGCUAGAGAGCUCUGACGGCGAGCACUGGGUGAGGAGGCAGGAGAAAGGAAGCUAUCCCUGGACUAAAGUACCUCGUUCUGCUGUAGUGACCACCCCCAUACAGGGUAUGAUUCAGGGGCGGGCAGGGGAAUGGGAGGGGAUGGAGGGGCCCAGUCCAGAAGAGUUCCGCUGCUGUAGCAUUGCCAAGCUGAGGGCCAAGGCCAGGGAGCACGAGGCUGAGAUCCACAGCACUGUGGCCAGGUCGGGAGGAGGAGAGACAUCAGCACUGCAGACACAAACACAGAACACUGACGACAGAGAGAGCAACUGAUAUGGCUCUUUCUCUCUGCAUGGCUUUUGCAAACAGGUCCCUAAGACCUCAUCAUGGUUGAGGCAACUUGCCUAAAUACCCCAUCCUUGGUUUUAUUAAUUCUGUUAUUCAAUGAGGAUAUGAACUAACAUUUACAAAAGGUGCUGAUUUUUUGUUUAAUAUUAUAUGAAUGUAUUGUGUUUUGAAAUGGCAUUAUUUUUCUGUACUGGACAUCUUUUUCUAUCAACAAUCACGCUAAACGUGUAUUUUAAAUGUUCAGACUAGGAAGAG
This is a messenger RNA of Oncorhynchus nerka (sockeye salmon), 1123 nucleotides long. Its product is annotated as paired mesoderm homeobox protein 2. Gene Ontology annotation, biological process: regulation of DNA-templated transcription. Lineage: Eukaryota; Metazoa; Chordata; Actinopteri; Salmoniformes; Salmonidae. Gene Ontology annotation, molecular function: sequence-specific double-stranded DNA binding; DNA-binding transcription factor activity, RNA polymerase II-specific. The transcript has 3 exons. The record is from RefSeq and is a predicted model, not a curated record. Bases 23 to 853 code for a protein of 276 amino acids.